Molecule: messenger RNA, 477 nt
Organism: Platichthys flesus (European flounder)
Lineage: Eukaryota; Metazoa; Chordata; Actinopteri; Pleuronectiformes; Pleuronectidae
Gene: lyrm2
Product: LYR motif containing 2
Exons: 3
Coding region: 60-332 (90 amino acids)
Cellular component (GO): mitochondrion
Source: RefSeq, a predicted model, not a curated record
AUUGAGUUAGCCUCUAGGUUACGUCAUCACAACAUCCGCUUUUGUCCACACAGUCAAAGAUGGCGGCUCCCAGGUUACCUCUUGCUGCUCUCUCUCUGAAACAGUUCCUCCAGAGGCAGAAGGUGUUGGGGAUCUACAGAAACAUGCUGAGGACCAUCAAGAAGGUCCCAGAUGAGUCGGACAGGAAGUACCUGAGAGACUGGGCAAGAGAUGAGUUCAAGAGGAACAGAAACGCCACGGAACAGGACGCCAUCCGGAUGAUGAUCACACAGGCGAACAAGCACCUGGAGGAGCUGCAGGGGUCUCUGGCGUUGGCGACCCUGAUCCGCUAGGAGUCACUGAAGACACUGUGUGUGUGUGUGUGUGUGUGUGUGUGUGUGUGUGUGUGUGUGUGUGUGUGUGUGUGUGUGUGUGUGUGUGUGUGUGUGUGUGUGUGUGUGUGUGUGUGUGUGUGUGUGUGUGUGUGUGUGGUAACCA